AUGCCCCUUAGCAAUCAGAAUAAACAACCCAGAAUAAAAAACAAUCCAACUACACCUAAGGAAGCUAUCUUAAAAGCAAGAGAUCUUAUAGUAUUAGCGUCAACUCUUUCUCAAUCAUGUGAUGAGCAAUCGAAGCUAUUAGAUCUCCUAGAGAUCUUUAGAGAAUAUACCGAAAAAGGAAAGCUCACCACCGCCUCCAAUAUCAUCACCUCCCAAAUCACUCAUCUAGAAUCCGCUACACGGAAAAUCGAAACUCAAGCUAAAGCCCUAACCAAAGCUCCCUUGCCAAUCAAUACACCAACCACUAAAUCGACAUAUGCAGCAAUAACAAAAGAAGGAGAAUGGAACCUAGUAGGCAAGGGAAAAACUAUUAGAUCCUCCCCAAUAGAUAAGAAGAUCGAAAUCACACAAAGACGCUUAAUCCUGAUCAAACCAGAGAUCACGAACAUUACCUCCUUUUCACCUAUAUCAAUUCGAAACCAAAUAAACGAAGCAUUCCAGAAAACUGGAAUUAAAGGCCCGGUUAUAGCAGGAGUAACUCUAUCGCUGAAUAGAAAUAUAAUAAUUACUACAAAUGCACCUUUCACAUCACAACUUCUAUUAGAAAAAAAGGCAAUCUGGAGUAAUCUCAUCAAAUUCGAAAGAAUUCAAAAGGAUCAAGAAUGGCAUAAGGUCAUUAUUCAUAAAAUCCCUAUAAAAGAAUUUUCUGGAACAAGAGGAAUGGACCUCAUUCUUGAGGAAAUCAAAACCUUCAAUCCAGAAUUCAAGCCAUAG
Messenger RNA from Sclerotinia sclerotiorum 1980 UF-70, 774 nucleotides. RefSeq lists its product as hypothetical. The coding region runs from base 1 to 774 and encodes 257 amino acids. Lineage: Eukaryota; Fungi; Ascomycota; Leotiomycetes; Helotiales; Sclerotiniaceae. The record is from RefSeq and is a predicted model, not a curated record. The transcript has a single exon.